Molecule: messenger RNA, 1505 nt
Organism: Mya arenaria
Lineage: Eukaryota; Metazoa; Mollusca; Bivalvia; Myida; Myidae
Exons: 5
Coding region: 21-968 (315 amino acids)
Biological process (GO): mitochondrial respiratory chain complex I assembly
Cellular component (GO): mitochondrial inner membrane
Source: RefSeq, a predicted model, not a curated record
ACAACCUUGACCUUGGAGAAAUGUCAACUUUCUCCAGUGCAUGUUUUCGACUGUUUGUAGCUCGAACUCCAUGGCUAAGGCAUGGUUCAAGGCCACAGCGAUGUUUGACUCAUCGGGUCAAUAUCUACAGACAGAGUAGCAGUAAAGCACCACAGGCUUCCAGGGAACAGCAGGAUAGUAGACUGGACCUCGACCCGGAGUAUGGAACACCAGCUUCCGACCGUGGCACCCAGUUGUCCGUUUUGAGCCUGGAUGUGGAAGAUCGCAUCUUCAUCACCAAGAUCAGUCCCUAUGGCUUCACGCUCCACAAUGGGCAUCGUCUAAUAGGACCGACUGUUUGUCUACCUCAACACUGCUUUGCCUGGAAGGUAGUGGAUGUGGAGGACAUCACGGAGGCUUCCCUCACAUUGUUUACCAUGAUAGAACCUAAACCAGACACUUUGAUUAUUGGGACAGGCCGUGAACGUUGUGAUCUCCCUGCAAAUGUUAUAAAGUAUCUCCGCAAACACAAGAUCAUCUUUGAGGUGCAUUCAACAGAGCAGGCGGUGGCAACAUUUAAUUUCCAGGUUAUGGAUCACCGGUGGGUAAUGGCUGCCCUGCUUCCCCCUGAUCCACCUGCCCCCUCUGCAGCCCCUGGCCAGCCCCUUCGGAAAUUUGUCCAUGAAAAACUUGAGUCUCAGAUGGAUCUGACCACAGCUCUGCCUGACAAUGACACUGACCUCCUGUCCUCUUCAACUGAUACAAAGGCCAGGAUUGAAACCAAAACAAUACCCGUCCAAGACAGCCUGGCAGAAACUGUCACUGUUUCUGCUCCAUUCGAAGGUGGCCUCAGGUCCCCACUGGGGAGUGGGGGCUCCUUUGGAGACAGUUUGACAGUGGGAAGGAAGGGUGACAGCUCUAGAACAGAGGGACAGACCUCUCAAGAUACAGACAAUACAGGAACAAACAUUCCAAGUGAUAAAAGAUGAAACAUUUUCUGAUUGUCACAUCCGCUAGUAUUUAUUUCCUGAUCAUCAGAAUUUGGCAGUUCCACCAAGAGUUGGAUAAGCAUGGGGACUCACACUCCUACUGGCUUACUGGUACUGUAGCUGACGGGCCUUAUGACUUUAUAGUUAUAGAUGCAUUCAGUUAUCUGGAUGAGUAAUACACCUGGGAGGCUAUGUGUGCUAUGUCUGCGGACACUACUUUAAAACUCAAAAUAAUAAGACCGUAUACAUGUACUAUCAGCAGGCUUGAUAAUCAAUAUAAUGUCUUGUUGUCAAUGUACAUGUUUUUUAUAGAAUUAUCUUUUAGUUCCAACCUCAACUGAUAGUGAUGGCAUUUUUGAUGUUGUUUUUAAUGGAUUUAUGCAUUUCAUGGUUAUCAUUUAUAUAUGUGUGUGGUAAUUACUGUGGGGCUGUAAAGAAUGAAAUGAACUAGUGAUACAUCUAGCCUGACCCUUGUUUGAAAUUGGUAAAUGUACAUUAACGUGUGUUUGAUAAUAAAUGCUGUAAUGCCAAAAUAUA